This is a messenger RNA of Trichoderma reesei QM6a, 1616 nucleotides long. RefSeq lists its product as uncharacterized. Bases 66 to 1616 code for a protein of 516 amino acids. NCBI's taxonomy places the organism in Eukaryota, Fungi, Ascomycota, Sordariomycetes, Hypocreales, Hypocreaceae. The transcript is spliced from 4 exons. The record is from RefSeq and is a predicted model, not a curated record.
AACAUGUAACUGAUUCCCGCCAACGAGUCGCGAACGCUCCGGUUCGAGGAAACCCAUAUCGGAAGAUGCGCACAGCUGGUCCAGCGUCAAAGCACCACCCUACGCUCCAGAGCCAGCGAAGCGACAGUUUGCCCAGCGACGUCCAGCGCAACGAAAGCUUCUCGAGCGAGCAUUUCAAGCGAUGGAACCAGUUCAAGCGUCUGUUUCUCGCGUGCGUGCUACGAUGGGCUGUGACGGCGGUGCUGGUUGUUGGCGCGUAUCUUGUGCUGUGGCAGUAUUCGCUGAAGGAGGCCAUGGUGAGCAAGAAGAAGAAGGAGUUCAAUACUCUGAUUAUCGCGAUUUCGAUUGCGCUGGGACUGAAUAUCGCGAGCUCGAUGAAGCACAUGGUGAGAGAGUUGAGGUGGUGGAUGUUGAGCUGGUAUGAGUGGACGCCGAAAGAAGCCGACUGUAUCCUACAGAGCGAAAACUUUAGCAGUCUAUUUCAGCUGGGCUACGUGACACGUCGGCACUUGGUGAGAUUAUAUGUAUUGUUCUGGGUCUUGGUCAAUGUGGCCUCGCAAAUAGCUGUCGCGACUCUUGGACUCACGUAUAACAUCAAUCCGGCAGACAAUAUGACUGUGACAAAGCCCGGAACGGUGGCAGUGCCAGAUAUGAGCCACAUUCAGACGAACAAGGUGCUGUCGUCCAAUUCCCAGGCGAUAAGUGCUCUGCGAUAUACGGCGAACAAGUGCUACAUAUUCUACGAGGCAACGCCGGACGACCUGCCUUAUUACCAAAAUGUUGCCACGAAUCGAUCUAUAUCGACUAAAGGGACGUGCAAAGCGUGGAGAGUACUGGAAGGGGGUGACGGAAAUCAGCACACCAUCAUCAUUGGGGACACGAAUCGAACCGAGUUUACGAUUCCCGCUCUCAAUGGGGCAGAUCAGACGACUUUUAUGGUCAAUCCCGAUCGAGACACUGGGCCGUCGUGGGGACAUGUCCUGGCGUUUGAGGCAUCGGAGACGGAUCCGUGGUUCUACAGCUGUAACAUCACCGUGGGGCCAGUGACCAAUGUCCAGGAUCCGGUACAAGAGGUCGGAACCAACGUCACCUCGCUUGCCGCCUCUGCAAUUGCUCUCCAAGGCUACGGCGCUUCGGCCAUUGGAGUCAGCACAAACAGCACGAGACACUUUCAGUUUCAGAGCUAUCCAGCAGAGUCCUACUAUGGAGCGACUCAAGGGGGGAACACGACUGGUAUGGGCCAGCUGACGGCAGCGUUUGCGGUUGGCGUUGUAGCCAUCACAGCGCAGGUGAACACCAAUGUCAAUGCUCCGGGGAUGCUUCCGUUGAAGGGAAUCAAAGUAGAUAUUAGCCACUGGGUCUUUGUGCACUUGAUAUUGGGCUUGACGGUGGGAUUGCAGCUGCUCCUAGCGGUGAUCGCGGCGGUUGUGGCGACCAGUGUGACGGUGAGAGACCACAGCUGUGUCAGUCUCGCGGCGGCAUUGCAGCCUUUGCUCUCGAAGCUGGAUUACAGGAUGAAUUGCGAGAAGAGGAUCUUUGAGAGGCUUGGUGACAGGGUGAGAGUGAGUUAUGUAAAGGGGAGAGGGGGGAUAUACUAUAUCAAAGUGACUGACUAG